This is a messenger RNA of Knipowitschia caucasica, 366 nucleotides long. NCBI's taxonomy places the organism in Eukaryota, Metazoa, Chordata, Actinopteri, Gobiiformes, Gobiidae. The record is from the annotation of a GenBank genome assembly.
AUGGUGGUUCAUGGUGCUUCAUGGUUGUUCAUGGUGGUUCAUGGUGGUGGAUGGUGGUUGAUGGUGGUUGAUGGUGGUUAUGGUGGUGGAUGGUGGUUGAUGGUGGUUCAUGGUGGUUCAUGGUGGUUCAUGGUGGUUGAUGGUCCGCUGGUUGGUGCCAUGGCUGGUCCGCGUGUGGAGUUAGCAGCAGCUGCCCCACACUUGCUCCAGACCUCACUUGACAACAGCCUGGAGCUGAUCUCAGAGACACCUAAACGGCAGGACCCUGUGCGCCGCAUCACAGCCAAUGUAAACACCGGCGGCCAUCUUGCUUCGCUCUCUGAACACUUGCCCAGCGGUCACUCCGGAGUCGGCCACAGUAUUUGA